Messenger RNA from Spodoptera litura, 1948 nucleotides. Its product is annotated as putative transporter SVOPL. NCBI's taxonomy places the organism in Eukaryota, Metazoa, Arthropoda, Insecta, Lepidoptera, Noctuidae. Gene Ontology annotation, cellular component: membrane. Gene Ontology annotation, molecular function: transmembrane transporter activity. The record is from RefSeq and is a predicted model, not a curated record. Gene Ontology annotation, biological process: transmembrane transport.
GUACAUUAAUUGGUUACGUUGUAAACAGAUAAUAAUAAUAGCAAGCUAGUAAGGACUUUAGCACGUAUCAAUGUAGAUAAUUUUGCAAAUUGGGCCCGUCGUAUCGAAGUACGAAGAUAAUCUACACCACUAAUAUUAACUUCAAUAUCACUCGUUUUUAAAAUGAAGCCCACAGAGGUCGCACGCAACGAUGUCUAACAAUAUUUUUGUUAAUUAAUAAACCUGUAUAAUUUGUUUAAAUAUUUGAUAGGUGAAUUGUGUUUGUUUAAUAUUUUAUUUGUGAUCUCUUAUUUAAUAAAAAGUUAAUUAUUUAAAAAUGGCGGAUAAAAAUGGUGGUUCAAUUGAAAAACUAUCGUUUGAGGCGGCCCUCGAUAAAGUGGGUUUCGGUCUAUACAGCUACAUAAUGACGAGCCUGGCAGGGCUGGCCAUCAUCUCUUUCGCCUGCAUAGUCUAUGCCAACACCAUCAUAGUCCCCACCAGCGCCUGCGAACUGGCCACCACGGGCAGUCAGCAGGGACUCCUGGCUGCUGGACCUGUUGUAGGUUCGGUGUUGGGAGGUCUAACAUGGGGUUACCUGGCAGACACACGUGGCAGACGUAAGAUGCUGCUGGUGGCUCUGGUAGGAGCUGUGGUCUUCAACCUCAUCGCCAGCAUCUCAGUCAACUGGAUCAUGCUGCUUAUCUUCCAGUUCAUUGCUUCUCUUUUUGGGUCCGGGAUGUACUCGAUGUCAAUGUCACUGCUCAGUGAGAGUGUCCCUAUGGCCAAGAGGAACCUCGUCGUGCUACUGGUCUCCAGCAUCUUCCUGCUGUCUCAGGGUAUCAUGGCAGUAUUGGCGAUACCAAUCAUCCCCCUGAGCUUCUCCCACUACCUGGAAGCUCUGGACAUCUACUGGAACUCCUGGCGAACAUUGCUGGUGGUAUACGCAGUACCUAGCGUCCUCACCAUCAUCUUCAUAUCUCUCAUGAAAGAGAGCCCUAAGUUCGUGUUCAUCAAAGGAGAUGAACCUAGGGCUUUGGAGAUUUUAAGGACUAUCCACAGAGUUAAUCAUCUGAGGUCUAAGGAGGAAUUUGAGGUCCAAGGACUGAUCAUGGAAGAGAACACAGAAUCCAGUGGUUCCGCCAAGGACCAGAUAGUGCCGCUAUUUAAACAGCCACUCCUGAAAUACACCUUCCUUGUGAUCAUACUGUAUACCUUCCAACAAGUUGGAGCGUUCCUGGUUUGGCUGCCAACCAUCGCUGACCAGUUCGUGCGCAUACUGCAGUCUGGUGAUAACUCCGACCUGACCAUUUGUGAUAUAAUCGGCAUGGAAGCACCCAUUAAUGAGGAUGCUGUACCCUGCGCCAUGGAUGAAACCUCCUUGCUGAUCGUACUCGGGUUGGGAGUAAUGCAGUCUAUCUUCAACUUUAUCAUGAGUUUGCUAUUGGGCUUAGUGGGUCGUCGUAACAUGGUGCUGGUCGUGACUGCACUAUGCGGCGUCUGUGGUAUCUUGGUGAACCUGGUGCCUAACGCCAUCGGCAGUGCCGUGCUGUUCGCCAUAUUCCUCCAGGGCGUGGUCGUCAUUGGAUUGUACACCGCUAUUGUGGUCGCCAUAUUCCCGACCAAUUUGAGGGCCAUGGCAAUUGCUCUUCCAAUGACGUUUGGACGUAUUGGCACAUUCGCAUCCGUACAGAUCAUCAAUUUGAUGUUGGUUAACAGCUGCGAAGCUGGCUUUUAUCUCUUCUCUUGUAUUUUCGGAGCAUCUAUGAUUGUCGCACUAUUUCUACCGGACGACCGUCGCCUUCAAAAACCAGUAGCUUCACCGCCACCACCAGUAACAAUAGUUGAAAAUGAUGAAAUACUCAGAAGAGAAAGCGAAAAAAUGUCUUACUUGUAAAUAUAUUAGUAAAAUAGGUACCUAAUUUAAGUUAGAAUUUAUUUAUUAUCUUGUUAAGUUUUAUAUUCAUUUAAA